AUGUCCCUCCCCGGCGGCAACGGCGAGCCCCCUCCCCCUCCACCGCCGUUCCCCUCACUCAUCAAGCUCGGCCGCGCGGUCACCGCGCGACACGUCGACCGCUUCCUGACAGUGCUCCUCCGCCGCCGCAGGCACCGCCUCCUCGCCGCGCUCGCCUCCCAGGCGCUUGCCAACGCCAUCGCCCCUACUCCGCGCACGCACCUCCUUGCCGCCUCCGCCCUGCUCGACUCCGCGCGGCCGCGUGACGCCGCACAGCGCCUCGCGCUUGCCUCCCGCACCGCCAGUCGCCGCCUCUGGGAUGCACUGCUCCGCCGGGCCUGCGCCGGGGGCGGCGACCCGCGCCACGCACUGGAGCUACUCUCCGCUGCCAUCGAAGACCACGGCAUGGUGCUGUCGCCUUCCACGUACCGCGAGAUGGUGGUGUUGUUGUGUGCCCACGGGGAGGUGGAUUGCGCGCUUAGGGUGUUCGACUUAAUGACCAGGAGGGGGUGUCAGGUAGAGGAUCGCGUUUGCAGCUCGAUCGUUUCUGGGUUAUCCAGAACUGGGAAGGCCGGAGCAGGGCUGGAUUUCUAUGAGAAGGUGAAGAGUCAGUUCAGUGGAUUUGAUCCGGGCCUUGUGACACUGACAUCAGUUGUCCAUGCUCUUGGGUUGGAGGGGAGAACUGGUGAGAUGGCGGAGCUUAUGCGGGAGAUGGAGUGUAAAGGCAUGAAUGCUGAUGCUGUGUUUUACGACAGCAUGGUUCAUGGAUACAUGAGUCGUGGGUUCUUGAUGGAAGGUCUUCGGGAGCAUCGAUCCAUGCUAGAGAAGGGAAUCGAAGCCGAUGUGAUUAACUAUACUACUGUUAUUGAUGGACUCUGCAGAGAAGGUAGUGUGGAGAAAGUAAUGGGGUUCUUGGAUGAGAUGGAGCGAGUGGAUGCUAAGCCAAAUUUGAUUACUUAUACAUCACUGGUUGGUGGCUUCUGUAAGAGAGACAGGUUGGAAGAUGCUUUCUCUAUCGUGAGGAAACUGGAACAAACAGGCGUGGUGGUGGACGAGUAUGUAUAUUCGAUUUUGAUUGACAGUUUGUGCAAAAUGGAAGAUUUAGACAGGGCUUUCUCGUUGCUCACGGAGAUGGAGAAUAAGGGAAUAAAGGCUAGCAUCAUAACAUACAACACGAUAAUAAAUGGUCUGUGUAAAGCUGGUCACACUGAAAAGGCUCUUGAAAUUUCUGAAGGUGUUGCUGCUGAUAAUUUCACAUAUAGCACACUGUUACAUGGUUACAUCAAAAGAGGUGACAUAACCGGUGUUAUGGCAAUAAAGGAUAGGCUUGAAGGUAGUGGUAUUUCUAUGGAUGUUGUCACAUGCAAUGUUCUUAUCAAAGCAUCGUUUAUGAUUAACAAGGUGAAUGAUGCCUGGAGCUUGUUUCAUAAAAUGCCUGAGAUGGGCUUAAGACCUAAUACUAUCACCUACCAUACAAUCAUAGACAAACUGUGUAAAGCUGAGGAAGUGGACAAGGCACUGGAGUUGUUUGAUGAAUACAGGAAAGAUUCAGGAUUCUCCACUGCAGUUGUUCAUGAGUGUCUGAUUAAAGCACUGUGUAAUGGAGGAAAAGUUGACAUGGCUGACCAAAUAUUUUAUGAUCUUGUUCAGAAAAAAAUAAGGCCCAAUUUCUUUAACUGCAGGAAGUUGAUUCAUGCACACUUCAAAGGACACGGUGAACAUGGUGUGCUGGAUUUCAUUUGUAAGGUUGGUGAAUUAGAUAUUGACUUAUUUUCAUCUGUUUGUAAUUAUGCUUCUGCUUUCUUAAGCAACAGAAAUUGUUGGCAAGCAGCAAUGGAUGCUUACAAGUUACUCAGAAUGCAAGCCAUUGCUGUAACUAGUAAAACAUGCUACAAGCUGCUCAAGAGCUUACACCGAAAUGGAAGUGAAGAGGUCAUACAGCCAUUGCUAUGUGAUUUCAUUAAAAUUCAUGGCCUGCUUGAUCCGACAAUGAUAAAUAUGAUGUCUUGUUAUCUCAGCAAAAAAUGUGUUAGCAAAGCUAUUUGGUUUUCUAAUUACAUGGACAAAGGCAGUGUUCCUAUCAGUGUUCUGAGAGGAGCUGUCUUUGCCCUAAAGAAGCAAGGUGAAGUUCUAGAUGCAUGUAACUUUUUGAAGGUAGCUGAACAAAGUGGGUUUUCAGUAGAUCUAGCCAUGUACUCCAUAGUGGUGGAUGGCCUUUGUAAGGGUGGGUAUCUUGGAAAAGCACUGGACCUUUGUGGAAGCAUGAAAAAAGAGGGAUUUCAUCCGAACAUUAUCAUUCAUAACUCAGUUCUCAAUGGUUUGUGUCAUCAAGGAUGCCUUACUGAAGCUUUCAGGCUCUUUGACUACAUAGAAAACAGCAAGAUGCUUCCAACGAUAAUCACCUAUACCAUUCUUAUAGGUGCUUUGUGCAGAGAAGGUUUGUUAGAUGAUGCGGAUCAGUUAUUCCAAAAAAUGUCCACCAAGGGUAUCAAACCCACUACCCGUGUUUACAACUUGCUGAUAAGUGGUUAUUGUAACUUUGGAUUAACUGAAAAGGCCCUUGAGCUUAUGUCUCAUUUGGAGGAAAUCUUUCUUUUGCCAGAUUGUUUUACACUUGGUGCAAUUAUCAAUGGACUCUGUCUGAAAGGUGAGACUGAAGCUGCAUUAGGCUUCUUUAAUGAAUACCAUCAUAGGGAUAUGGAACCUGAUUUCGUUGGUUUCAUGAGCCUUGUCAAAGGACUCUAUGCAAAAGGAAGGAUGGAAGAAUCCAGGGGCAUCUUGAGGGAGAUGUUUCAGUGCAAAGAAGUCGUGGAGUUAAUAAACAGUGUUGGAGAUAAGAUUGAAGCGGAGCCUCUUGUUGAUCUCCUAUCUUCUGCAUGUGAUCAAGGGAGGAUUGAUGAGGUUGUAACUAUCCUAAAUGAAGUGGGACUCUUGCUUUUAUCCUCUUCAAAUUCUGUCCGCUAUAAUGCGCUUGCCCACCUCAAGAAGGUACAGAAACCUGAGGAUGCUUAUGAUUCCAUGACAAAUUCAGGACAAGCAAGUCCAGUCGCUUAUGAUAUUUCUAGCAAUAGUCUCCUUAGGAGUUCUGAUGGCAUAGUUCAACCCAUGAUAGAUGGAGAUGAUAGUUUAUCAAAACUGAGUGGUGACACUGAUAUUGACUACCAAAAGUUGCUUGGAAAGUCUUUCAAUGAUCAUUUCGAGUCAUACUAUGCUGCUAUUGCUUCACUUUGCUCGAAAGGGGAGGUUCUUAAGGCCAACAAGGCAGUUGAAGCAAUGAUUCAGAAUUGUGGUUAA
Molecule: messenger RNA, 3273 nt
Organism: Miscanthus lutarioriparius
Lineage: Eukaryota; Viridiplantae; Streptophyta; Magnoliopsida; Poales; Poaceae
Source: the annotation of a GenBank genome assembly